Gongylonema pulchrum is the source of this 1056-nucleotide messenger RNA. NCBI's taxonomy places the organism in Eukaryota, Metazoa, Nematoda, Chromadorea, Rhabditida, Gongylonematidae. The record is from the annotation of a GenBank genome assembly.
AUGGCAGUAGAUGAAGUUGGUGAAGGUAGUUUGCUCGGAGGUUCACCGAAACCGGAGGCCGCAAAGAAGAGAUUGUCAUCGGCUGGCUCGAAUUCUUCGCAAGCAGAGAGUAAUCGCCCACCACGACGCAAAGCGGGCCCUAUUUCGUCAGAUUCGUUGUCCAAAUGGAGGCGGCGAUGGCGACGUGAAAUGUCUUCAGCUUCAUCAGUUGCUUCGUCAGCUUCAUCUACCAUUUCAUCGAUGUCCGAUCUGGAUUCAGCUCCAGCUUCACCGUACAGUGCUGAUCUCUGCUCUGGUGAUAAUCAAACUGAGCCAUCAACGUCCAGCCUCAAUGGCAGUGUUGAUGAAAAACUGAAUGGUGAAUUAAGAAGCCGAAAACGAAGCGCUUCUGCGAGCCGUUUUUCGCCACCGGCAGAGAAGAAAUCGCGUGAAGAUGAGGUGAAAACAAGGCUGGGUGAGUCGACACUGAAAGAGAAGAAAAUACUUAUGGGCCGAUUUGUAAGAAAACUUGCACGAGAAGAGAAAAUGGAUACAACAGCCCCAAAAGAAGAGAACACUGCUGCUGCUGCAACAGCGCUUGUUGAUAAUAGUAGUACGAAUUCAGCAAUUGCUGGCCUAGCAUCUCAGCAAACGCAAUCGCAAAUGACCAGUGGUGGUGGUUCAGUACUGGACAAGCUAUUGCCGGCCAAACAAAGUGAAAUGGAUGAUAAAGCUGGUGUGAAAAAACUGGGAGGCUGGGACAGUCUGGCAAAGAAAAGUCAAAGUGGCGGCCUGAGCCUGGAUACCUCCGUCCAGUUCGAGCUAUUUCGAAAGCAAGCAAAAGAGAAAGAAGAGAAGCGUAAACAGCUACGGGUGGAAGAGGAACGAAAACGACGACUGAAAGAGCAGGAAGAAAAAGAGCGAGCUAGGGAUCAAGCCGCAGCCGAGAGUGCUGAGCUAGAGCUGAAGCGGCAAAAUGAGCUUUUACGCCAAAAAGAACAGGUUUUUUUGCUUUGUUUUCGACUUUUUUUACGUUUUCUGACUCCCUUCUGGAUUCUUAGGGUCUUGGAAAAGUGA